AUGCCUUCCUACACUGCUUUAGCUAAGAAACGUGAAGAGUCGAAGGUCAAAGACGCCGCAGUAGAGAAGAACCUGCAAGAGGCACUCGCGGCCGUCAUCGCUUCCGGUUUCAAGCCGGGCAGCACUCGACACGUCCUGUCGAUCAACAAAGCGGCCGACGACUGGCACGUCUCAAGUUCUACGCUCGGCGCACGUUACAAAGGGCGAUGCACUCGCGCAGAGGUUGCUGUUACUCAGCAGAAGGCCGCGCCCGCGAAGGAGGCGAAGCUUAGUGUAUACCUUGCCGGCUGGGCUCGACGUGGGCUCCCCAUGUCCCCGCGCGUCUUCGAGGGCGUAGCAUCUAACGUGCUCGGGAUGGAUAUCACCGAGUCUUGGGUUAGAAAGUUUCGCGCGCGCCAUCCGGAGCUGAGGGGAACCUGGACGACGGGACUCGAGGCAUGUCGAGCUAGGGCACUGAAUCAUACAACGGUCGACAACUACUUCAAGCUUCUCCGCGAGACCAUCGACGAGUUCGGCAUCAUCCCUUCGAACAUAUACAACAUGGACGAGAAGGGGGUGCAACUUGGUGUCGCGAACAAGGAACGCGCUCUCGUCGACCGAGACCAAGCCACGGUCUACAAAAUUGAACAGGGCUCAAAGGAGAUGGUCACGAUGAUCGAGACGGUGUGCGCGGAUGGUUCAAAUCUUCCACCUAUGGCGAUCUUCAAGGGCAAGACCCGUGAUAUGGAGUGGGGAAGGUAUAACCCGAGUGGCGCGGCGAUCGGCUUCUCCGAGAACGGAUGGUCAGACAACGAGCUAGGACAGCUGUGGUUGCGAGACCAUUUCGAGCCACACACCCGCACACGCAACCCCAGCGGCGGCUAUCGGUUGUUAAUACUCGACGGGCACAACUCCCACUGCACGUAUGGGUUUGCGUUGUUCGCGGAGCUACACAAAAUUAUUGUCAUAUGCUUGCCGCCACACAGCACACAUGUUAUACAGGUAUGCGACGUCGCCGUCUUCGGCCCUCUUGCUGGCUACUGGAAGAAACAAGUCAGUGAGCUUGCCCGAGCGUACACGACGAUAUCAAAACGGAACAUACUUCCAUACUAUCAGAAGGCCCGAGAGCAAGCGAUGAAGCCGCAGACGAUUAUCUCCGGCUUUCGCAAGACAGGCACCUGGCCCAUCGAUCCCUCCCAGAUCCCUGAAUCCGCCUUUGGCCCUGCAUUGGCCACGACAAGCCAGAUGUCCUUCCCGUCUGCGACGUCUACUGUAUCAUCCCAGACGGAGUCCCCUUCACGCGUACUGGCUGCCGCGAUCUCUGCGAUGACGAUGCCCCCUCGCACACAAAGGAACGCUACUCGCGAUUCCCUGCUCGCGCACGCUGCGACUAUUCGCAAGACUGCCGACGAGUCGAGAGCUCUUCUCGAAGGGACUGCGACGGAGAUGGCUUUGAUGGAGGAGGAGAACAAGAGGUUGCGCGCGCAGCUCUACGGGCGGGAGGAAACACGCAGUCGUCGCGAGGGAUGCUCCGAUGCACGAAACUUGACGUGUCAGCAAAACCUGGAGGAGCUCGCACGAUCAGAUUGGAAAAUCAAGUGGAAGAAGGUCCUCUCACAGUUGAAGGAGUUGCAUAAGCAACAGAGGCGAGAAGAAGCGGCGGCGGUGGCGGCGGAGGAGAAGGCGGCCAAGCAGGCGGGACAGGAGGAGAAGCGCCGAAAACGGGAUGAGGAAGCCAAGAAGAAAGCGGACGGGAAGGCCGAGAAGGACGCCGAGAAGGCCGCCGAAAGGGAGCGGAAGCAGGCGGAUGCCGCGCGGAAAAAGGAGGAUGCGACGCGGAAGAAGGAGGACGCCGCGCGAAAGAAGGAGGAGACGGCGCGAAAGAAGGAAGAGACGGCGCGAAAGAAGGAGGAGGCGGCGCGUAAGAAGGAGGAGGCGGCGCGUAAGAAGGAGGAAAACGCACGCAAGAAGGAAGGGACCGCCAAAGCAGCGCCGGUGGCCAGUGGCGGCAAGCGGACGGUGUCCGAUGCACAGGAGCCCAUGUCGCAGGGGGAUGCUGGGGUUCCCGCGCCCCGGUUCAGGUGCGGGCCGCUGCCGCGGAACUUCUACACAUCGGGCAGGAAGAAGUACGCGAGGCUCGUCGAGGAGGAUGGGGACGAUGCAAUGGAUGUCGAUGGAGGUGGCGAGGAUGCUAGGGACAUGGAUGUGAGCGAGGAAGAAGGGGAGGUGGGAGAGAAACGGACCCUUGAUAAGGCCGGCGAUCGCGCCGAGAUGCCCUUGGCGAAGCGCCUCUGUCGCCCUGUAAGACGCAAGGCAAGAGCCCCAGGCGUGCAGACACCAGCAGACGGUCACUGCACCAUAGAUCCUGCUCUGCUCGCACUUGAUCAGUAG
Messenger RNA from Peniophora sp. CBMAI 1063, 2370 nucleotides. The record is from the annotation of a GenBank genome assembly. Lineage: Eukaryota; Fungi; Basidiomycota; Agaricomycetes; Russulales; Peniophoraceae.